AAGACGCAGUUCCACACGCUCGCAUGCCGCAUGUGCAUGCUUCACCAAAGGAAUUUUUGACACAAUGCAGAAGCUGCCACAUUGAUGAGAAAUGAUCUCCUGAACAUUGCAGAACCACUACUUCAGCUUUUCGGAAUCGGACCUGCGAGGCGGGGGAAAUAUUUUGAGUGUGUUUGGCAAUUUUGGUAGGCAGAAGCUAAAAGAGAGGAGUGCCUAUUUCCUGGGCUCCUUAAGCUCUUUGCCCAGUGCCAUCGCAUCAAGGCGAGCCAGGGCAUCCCGGGAGGAAUUGGGACAUUCUGAGGGCAACAAAAGACCAGGAGAGCGUAGUCCACGUAGUCAGGGUGGAGGGAGUGCCAAGGAGAGUAGGCAGUGUCAGAAUCGAGUUUCAGAAGCUGAAAGGCCCAAGUCACACCCUGAAAGCAAUCAGUGCCACAACAUUCCUGAUACCCAACAACAAACCAGUCCUGUAAUUGUAACUGCUGCAGAGCAGAAACUCCCUGACUGGGCUGAGGAUAUUUUAAAUACCUACUUAGAUAAAGGGAAGGCAGGCAGUCACAAGUGCCCAUUGCCUGUUAAACCCCAGUUCCAGGAAUCCACAGUAAAUCCUCCUGGUGUUGUUGCCAAGUCGGGCUCUGAGCAGAGUCUGUGGGAUAGCUGUGAAUUGCUGUCAGGGAAGAAGAAACAAGCCCGAGAUCAAACAGCACCCGACAAAACUGCAAAGACCAAGUACAACAUUAUCAUCACACUGACCAAAGAGGAAGGCUGUGGGGACGGAAAGGGGGAGAAGGAUGCUGCAGGGCUAGUCCAACAGGAGACAGCUGUCCUAGAGAGCGUGCGACUGAACGAGCCCAAAAUGACAGAGGAACGCCUACCAGAUCAGAGCAGACCUGUCGUGCGGGUUCCCCAUGCCCACACUGUGGAAUGUCAGGGGAAUGCGCCGGCUGCUCUAAACACUCCUCUCAGAAUUAGUUACGACUCCGGCCUGGGAUACAAAAUAGGAGAACUCUCGCAACAUCCCAGGGAACGCAUCGCAACUUUUCAACCGCGUCUCACCCCGAGGGAUACAGGUUACAGCCGCUUCCUCCAGAAACCCUACAACUUUCAGGCUGACAGCAAAAUAAAUCUUCAGACGUUGACGAGCUUGCCGAGGUCUCUCCAGCAAGCACAAGGCUUAGAAAGUUGCCAAGAGAGCACAAACAAAUUGGUAGGUGAGAACAGUGGUUCAAAAAGCAUCAGCAACCAAAUUGGAACGGAACCUACUGAGACCCUCUCUGUACAUGUGCCUUCUGAAAUUGUAGGGGGUCCUGAUUCUUCACAAAUUUCAAGCAGUGCAAUGCAACACCAGAUUGAUGCAGGGCUUAGUGACACCAAGAAAGCAAUUUCAGGACUGUCCGAUAGCUCCUUGCAACUGAGCACAGCAGAUUCAAAGCACACUGAUUCUCAAAAGCCCACUGCACAGGGAGACAAUGUUGUGACUGGAAGUGAUCUCCCUCUGCCAGGCAAUCCAACACAUAGUAGCAAUACAAUAAACAGUGACAGCCAUAGCCCCGUGAAUUCAGCAAAGUAUGGGGGUAGAAAUGGAAGUGUUUCAGCUCAGCAUUCCAGCAACGAGUCUCAUUUUGGUCAAGGCAAUGUAUUACAGACUGUGAAAUCCUCUGGACAUACUGUCGACUCUCAGAGCCCUGAUCACAAGAGUCUUGUUUCUAAACCACUUCACGCUCCAACCAGUGAGGAAAGGACACCUAUAAAUUUGAAAUUGGAUCAGCUUCCUGGGCCACAGCUGGUUAAAAUUACUUCCAUAAGUCCUGAAAUUGAGUCACUUCAAAAUUCUAUAAAAUACACUGUGGAUUCCUUCAAGACAGACAUCACUGAAAAGCCUGUUCUCCAAUCCAAAGGUACCCUUGUUAAAGAUCCUGCAGAAAACUCGAAAGAGGCUGGAAGCUCCAUAAUACUUGAUCACGGGUCUCAAGCACUGGCACACAAGUUCACAUCCAUGAAGGCCGGACAAGAGAACAGUGUUGAACAACUCCAAAAUUCUAGAAGCCACUUUCUAGAAAAUGAGCUGUCUUCCAAUGAUGUCUUCAUUCCAAAUCAAAGAGAGAAAUGGUCCACCGAUGUCUCAGAUGACACUGAUAGUUUAUCAGAAAUAGAUGGGUUUGUAGACACCAUUCGGAACUUGGAAUCCCCCAUGCUCUUGAGCCGUAACAAAAGUCCUAGAAACCAGAGGGCACAUUCCAUCUCUUCUUCUUUUUCUACAUUGCCUCCAAUAGAAGAGGAUCAAACCAAUCCAAAGAAUUCCCUAUCUUCUUCAUCGGACACUGAGAAACCACAGCAGCUGGCAGAUACUAUCAAUGGAAAAGUUUUGCCAAUGCUGCCCUCACAACCUGUUUCACCAGCCCCUCAAAUUGAUUUCUCAAAGACUCUAAAAAAGGAAAUUCUCACCCCCAUGGAGAUGGUGAAGAUGCAGCUCGAGGAUAAGCCCAGAAUUGGUACCCGACAUGCUUCAUCAGACAACAACAUUAUCUUCCAAUCAGGUCUUCUAGGAAAGACCAACCUGGAAUGCAAUGCAGAUUCAAAAAACAAAGAACUCUUUGGUGCAGAAAGCAGGUGGUCUCGGCUGAGCAACAGCUUAUUGUACUACAAUGCUAAGAAGCCAAUAGAGCCUUACUCUAGCAGAUCAUUGGACCUGAAUUCAACAAGUGCAAAUCCAAUAAGUCUCUCGACCAAAUCUCCAAAUCACAUGCAAAGAAGUUUGUCACAUGAAGAUGUCAGCACAACAAUAAAGACCCCUGACCAGCUCCCCAAAACAACAUUUCUUGCUAGUACAUUUGAAGGCAAUUUGAAGGACACUCAAAGGCCCAGUCUACUGACCAGCAUUUCUGAAAGGCUGAUACCUGGAUACUCCAGGCUGAUAGACACUAACAAGAAUCUUCAGUCCCACAGAACAUCUUUACCUUCUGAUUUACGCCAGCGCUCUGUUACCAAUGAAACUCCAAGAAAAUUCACCGCCUUUCCAGAUGUAUGGAAAAAGACACCAAAGGAUCAAGGAAAAAUUAACCCCCGACCUGGCAAGAUAAUCAUUUACGACAAGCCAAACUUCACUGGCUUUCAGAGAGAAAUUAUUUGUGAUGUGCCUGAUUGCUUGUCAUGGGAAUUUCCUGCUGUCAUUUCAGUAAGAGUUAUUCGCGGAUGCUGGGUGUUCUAUGAGAAGCCAAAUUAUAAAGGGAAGAAGUUCAUAUUUGAAGAGCAGGAUGUAAGGUUGACGGAUCCCUGGAGCGAGGAAGUUGAAGAAGAGACUGAAGAUCCUGACUCCAAGCCACCUCCUACCAAAUUCAUCGUCAUUGGUUCCCUCAAAAGAGUAGUCAGGGACUACACCAUACCUGAAAUAUCUUUGUUCCCAGAGGCUGAUGGUGAGGGGAAGAAGCUUACGUUUCACUGUGAAUCCGAGGAUAUUCGGAUAUUUGGGUAUCCCCCAAGAACAACCUCCAUCAUUGUCAGUUCUGGACUGUGGUUUGUUUACUCUGAGCCUUUCUUCGAAGGCCAGCAAAGUAUUCUGGAAGUAGGUGGCUAUCGAACACUGGAGGAAUGGGGAGCAGAGAAACCACAAGUAGGAUCCCUGAUACCUCUACAAAUGGGUCCGCCCAGGGUGGAGAAGCCUAAUGAACCAAUGAUCACCAUUUUUGAGAAGAUGUAUUUUGCUGGGAGAAGCAGAGAUGUUUACAAUGACUCCUCAGACUUCCUGUCCAGAUAUCCCAACACUGGCGCCGCUCUCUCAAACGCUGGCUCCAUAAAGGUCUAUGGAGGAAUUUGGGUCGGCUACUCAAAGGAAGGUUUCAGGGGUCAUCAGUAUCUCUUUGAAGAAGGCGAGUUCAUGGACUGGAGGACAUGGGGUGGCUGUGAUGAGGAUUUGAAGUCACUGCGCCUCAUCCGGGCAGAAUUUUUCAACCCUGCGAUUGUUCUGAAUGACAGAAAUGACAACGAGGAAAGUGAUUCAAUUAUGAUUACUGAGCCCAUCCCAGACCUGGAGCUGAUUAAUGUUGGGGACCAAGUACAAUCCAUGAACGUUAUGAGUGGAGUAUGGGUGGCUUACGAGGGUGUCAAUUAUUCUGGAGCUCAGUACAUUGUCGAGAAAGGAAUUUACCGGAACCCUCAGGAUUGGGGUGGCCAGAACUGUAAGAUUAGCUCCCUGCACCCCAUCUUACUGGUGGAGCCAAGCAAUCCUCAGUUCAGAUUGAAGAUAAGGGCCUACCCAGAGGUCGAAUACGGUGGACGCUGUCUGAUGAUCGAGGGGGAGAAGUUGAGGAUCCCAAAAGAUUUUAAGAUGCAGUCUUGCAGGGUCCUAAAUGGCAGCUGGGCACUGUAUGAGGGCCAGGACUACAAUGGGAGAGUCUUUGUGGUUGGUGAGGGAGAAUAUCCAGAUCUCCCAUCGAUGGGCUGCAGGGUGACUGCCCACAUCCGCAGUGUGAAGGCCAUCCCACAUGUCUUCUCCGAGCCUUCACUCACUUUAUACAGUUUGGAGAACUUUGAAGGAAAAGAGAUCGAACUAGACUCUGAACUGAAGAAUCUGGUCGCCGAAGGUUACAACAGUCUAGUUCUGUCCCUCCGUGUCAGUGGUGGUGUCUGGGUGGUUUACGAGCACAACAACUUCCGAGGUCGCCAAGUGCUCCUGGAGCCCAUUGAGAUUUCAAACUGGCCCAAGUACAGCGGCUUCUUGAGGAUUGGAUCCAUAGCACCAGUCUCACAGAAACCUGCAUUUUUCCACAUCAAGAACAAAGAGACUAAUGAUCUCCUGUCGGUCACUCUGUGUCAGGAGGAUGUGAAGUCUGGACGGGUCAUUGUUGCUCCAGAGAGUAAGGAACUGGCGCAGCUCUGGUUCUACGAGAACGGGCUGCUGAAACCCAAAUUUGCUCCAGAAUUGAGCCUCCAAACCAUUGGUGCAUUGAGUGACACUGGCGUUAAGGUUGUGCUUUGGUCUGAGAAGCGAAUACCAAGGCAUUGCUGGACAUUUGAAAGGAGCGGGACAAUCCAGAGCCUCUUGUACAAAGGGUUUGUACUCAACAUCAAAGGUGGAAAGUCUUACGAUCGGGACAGUGCGAUUAUCUGUAAACAUGACGAGGAGAAUCUGCUCCAGCAGUGGGAGAUUCAGAUGCUGUGAAAACACAAACUGCUCAAGAACAACCUGUGACACACACACACACACACACACACACACACAGAUAUAACCCUACCCAACGCUCCAAUCAGCCUUUCCACUACUUCCCGGGAACUGAAUGACUCCCCACUGUGGUACUGGGAGUUAGCCGCUUAGCUGAGAGGCAACUUCCAGACCCCCUGGAUGGCAAUGUGUGUGAUCCCCCCAUUGCAACAGCAAUGACUCUUGUUGUCCCCUUUACAUAUAGAGAGCUCUCAG
Messenger RNA from Rhincodon typus (whale shark), 5410 nucleotides. Its product is annotated as beta/gamma crystallin domain-containing protein 1-like. Bases 854 to 5155 code for a protein of 1433 amino acids. Lineage: Eukaryota; Metazoa; Chordata; Chondrichthyes; Orectolobiformes; Rhincodontidae. The transcript has 21 exons. The record is from RefSeq and is a predicted model, not a curated record.